AUGGAUGGUGUAAAUAUUGAGAAAUCUUUUCCAAGGCGAAGCGAAGAAAUAAAUAGAUUAACCAAGCGAAACCGAGCUUGCUUAAAUACAAUCAUACUCCGUCUUAAAUUUAGUAACACAAAUAGAAAAACAAUCUUAUUAUGUAUGAAAGUGAAAGAAAAACGUUCGAACUCGAUCGAUCAGUCGUCGGAUUUGAUCAAAACUAAUGGAACAAUCCAGAAAAAUCAAGCAAAGAAAAAGAAAAAUAAGAAGAAUUUUGAAGUUCAUGUACCACGGAUUAUCGUUCGCAAUCUCAACUUCAAAGUCAAAGAGGAACAGCUCAAAAAAGCUUUCGAAAAGUGUGGUAGUGCUAUCAGCAAUAUUUCUAUUGUGUCAAGAAAUGGUGUAUCCAAAGGAUUCGGUUUUGUGACAUUUGAUAAAUUAGAAGAUGCACAGAAGGCAAUACAGACAAUGAAUGGACAAAAAGUAUUAGGUCGUCCGAUGGCUGUCGAUUGGUCAUUACCAAAGAAUGUAUAUGAAAAAAUGCAAACUAAAGAAUCCUCACCGCCGGUUCGCAACGAUAGCUAUGGUAUUCAAUCGAAGUCAAACUCGUCUAAAGCGAUGGAAGAACAAGAAUCACUACCACCAUCAGAAGAGGAUCUUGAGGAUGAAGAAGGAGAAGAUGAUGAUGAAGAUGACGAUGACGAUGACGAUGAACUGGAUGAAGAAGAAUUGCCUAAAAUGAGAACAACCGAGAGCAGUCGUGAUGUGCGUGAACAUCGUACUUUAUUCGUUCGUAAUGUUCCAUUCGAUGCAACUGAAGAAGAGCUAUCUAAUCUUUUGUCAUCAAAUGGUCAAUAUCCCAUCAGAUCUUGUCGUUUAGUUAUUGAUCCAGUAUCUAAACAUCCACGCGGCAGUGCAUUCGUUCAGUAUGGAACAACAGCUGACGCCGAAACCUGUUUAAAAUCAUCAUUUACACUUCGUGGUCAAGAACUGCAAACUGAUAUGGCCUUAGGUCGUGGUGAACUUGUCAAAGCCAAAGAAUUACGCGAUCAAAAGUAUGAGAAAAAUAAGAAAAAUGAUCAACGGAAUUUGUCCUUGGCUAAUUGUGGUGUGAUAUUAAAGCUAGAAGACUUAGAUGGAAAUGAAAACGAUUUACGAAAACGGCAAAAGCUGGAAGAUGAAAAACGACAGAAAUUGAAAAAUCCAUUAUAUUUUAUCUCCCCAACCCGUUUGACAAUACACAAUUUACCGCCAAAUGUCGAUGAUGAUAAAUUGAGAAAACUCAUUCUUGACACGUUGAAAAAAGAUAAAAUACCAAUGAAAGAUGUCAUUAUCAAUGAAUGUCGAGUUAUGAAAAAGAACAAAGAAGCAAGAAAAUCUCUCGGCUUUGGCUUUGUCAAUAUAACUCGUCAUGAAUUCGCAUUACGAUUGAUUGAACUACUCAACAACAAUAAGCAUGUUUUCGGUCCUAAUCGACGACCAAUUAUACAAUUUUCGAUUGAAAAUCGCCGUGCGCUACAAUUGCAAGAACAACGUCGUGAACGAUUGAAAGCCAAGCAAGAAUUACUAAAAAAUCCAACGGAUAAAACGAUAUCAUUUGAAAGCAAUCGAAAGAAGAAAGAACAUUCGCAUCUAUUGGAAAAAACAAACAUUAAUAAAGUUCGUCUUAGUGAUGUCAUCAAACAGCAGCAGGUGAACGAAGAAACUAAUGAAAACGGUGAUAAUGGAAAUUCUAUGGAAGGCGAGAAUGAUAUUAUGCAUUCAAAUAUUGAAAACAAGAAAAAGAAAAAACAGAAACGAAUGAAAACAAAAUCCAAGAACGAAAUUCGAGAUGAUACGGACCGGAUGAUUGCCAAAUCUCGAAAUAAAACACCUUUACCACAAAAGACCAAGAAAAAAUGGUUCGAAUAG
Messenger RNA from Adineta ricciae, 1893 nucleotides. The record is from the annotation of a GenBank genome assembly. NCBI's taxonomy places the organism in Eukaryota, Metazoa, Rotifera, Eurotatoria, Adinetida, Adinetidae.